CUGCCUCGUUGCUGUCGCAGCUUGCCGGAAGCCCGCGUCGCGAAGUCGCCGUGGGGCGGAGGGAAGCGGCCGGUAGCCGUAGGCAGGACUAUGGUUCUUUGUUUUCUGAGCAGAACACUGCAACUAGCAAGACAUUCAUCCAGUCCACUUUGGAGACAGCUCUCUUCAACCAGCACAAAUAAGCCAGUGUUGACUUUAUUCACCAAGAAACCAUGCCCACUCUGUGAUGAAGCAAAAGAAGUGCUUGAACCAUAUAAGAGAAGGUUUAUUUUGCAGGAGGUGGAUAUUACCCUUCCAGAGAAUUCAGCAUGGUGUGAUAAAUACAGAUAUGACAUACCUGUUUUUCAUUUAAAUGGGAAGUUCCUAAUGAAGCAUCAAGUAGACAUUAAAAAGUUUGAGGACCAGCUUACAAAACUGGAGUUGCAAAAUGCCAGAAACCAAUGAAGAAAAUGCAGCUGUUCCAGUAUGGAUCUGAAAGUACUGUGCAACAUAAAUUCUGAGAAAAUGCAGUAUUCAUCAUUUGGCCUUAGGUUUCUUAGAUUGUAAGGUACCAAUGUCCUAAAAAACUUGGUGACUUGUAUUCUACUUUCCAUUAGUCGUCCAGCCCAGCUGCACCAGUGCCAGUCUUUUCUGUCCCAUUUGUUUGCUGCUAUCCUAGACUGGCUUUUCAUUGACAGAAUAAAUGCUGGUCCAUCACAGUAGAUACAAUGAA
Molecule: messenger RNA, 712 nt
Organism: Pogoniulus pusillus (Red-fronted tinkerbird)
Lineage: Eukaryota; Metazoa; Chordata; Aves; Piciformes; Lybiidae
Gene: CZH5orf63
Product: chromosome Z C5orf63 homolog
Exons: 4
Coding region: 91-444 (117 amino acids)
Source: RefSeq, a predicted model, not a curated record